AUGGCCAACGGAAACAUCUUCAGACUGGUGACUUGGGCGCUCACCAUCCCCAUCGUUCUCUUUUAUGUCCUCUCUCUCGUCGGCUGCAUCUCCAACUCCCCCGGAAUCCCCGACAUCUUCCUCCUCAAGCUCACCACCCCCUUGACCGAGACGCCGUACCAGGUGCGGGUCGGCUACUUCGGGCUGUGCGCCGGCUCGGACGACGCCAAGCUCUCGUGCCUCCCGUCCUUCUCGCUGGGCCGGGCGCCAGGCACGACCGUCUUCAACACGACGCUGCCGGCGGAGCUGACGCGGCUGGUGGAGCUGGGCCACGAGGUGCAGGUCAAGGUCAUCUUCUUUGUGCCUCUGCUGCUGGCGUCGGUGCUCUUCUUCGUCUCGACCGCGACCGUGUUCCUGUGGCGCAACGUGCCGCAGAUCUCGCCCAUGGCCGCCACGGUCGCCUUCCUCAUGCACAGCCUGGCGCUGGGCCUGCUGCUGGCCGCCGCCACCGCCGUCAGCAUGGUAGUCAACGCGCUGCACUUUGCCGUCGUUGAGAUCACGCGCGGCCAGAACGAGAUCAACGUCGAGGGCGGCCGGGCCCUGCAGACCUUCCAGUGGCUGACCGUCAUCUUCAGCUGCGUCUGGCAGGUCUGCAUCCUCAAGCGGUACAAGGCCGACAUGGCUGGCGGCAAGCGCUUCUGA
Molecule: messenger RNA, 681 nt
Organism: Pyricularia pennisetigena
Lineage: Eukaryota; Fungi; Ascomycota; Sordariomycetes; Magnaporthales; Pyriculariaceae
Exons: 2
Coding region: 1-681 (226 amino acids)
Cellular component (GO): membrane
Source: RefSeq, a predicted model, not a curated record